Molecule: messenger RNA, 1149 nt
Organism: Mauremys reevesii (Reeves's turtle)
Lineage: Eukaryota; Metazoa; Chordata; Testudines; Geoemydidae
Gene: TMEM215
Product: transmembrane protein 215
Exons: 2
Coding region: 287-994 (235 amino acids)
Source: RefSeq, a predicted model, not a curated record
CGCAUGGCUAGCAGGCUGCGAAGGUCACAUGCCCAUCCGCUGCCCCAUUGUGGGUGUGUUGGCUCACAAAGUGUGGCGAUCAAUCUCUCUAGCAACGGGAUCAUGGCACCAGCAGACACCCCCACUCCCCUCUUUGGAAAAGCAAAGCUCUGGGAAGCAUUCGCAGUGUUUUCCUCGCCACAAAUCCCUCCAGAGGAAAUCUCUCAAAGGCAGGCUUAUAAGCCUCCUCAGCUUUGCACUGCCUUUGAAGGAGAGCGGUCUGAUGAUCUGCAUGGUGUGAGGAGCCAUGAGACCAGACGACAUUAACCCUAGGACGGGACUAGUGGUGGCUUUGGUCAGCGUCUUCCUUGUUUUUGGCUUCAUGUUUACUGUUUCUGGGAUGAAAGGGGAGACCCUGGGAGACAUCCCCCUCCUGGCAAUAGGAUCUGCUAUUUGCUUGCCGGGCAUAGCUGCCAUUGCAUUCACGAGGAAAACAGAUGGCUGCACCAAAUGGCCUGACAACAAGCGUCCCUGCUGCAAAAAGGCAAAAGACAAGGAAGUGGUGGAGCUGCUGAGAACACCCUCGGAUCUGGAAUCGGGCAAAGGCAGCUGCGAUGAGCUAGCCAAGAAAGCAUACCUGAAGGACAGGAAAGUGCUGAAGGGAGAGGACUCUGUGUCCAUCUGCACCACCACCACAACCACCACCACAACGGGAGAAUGCAAGAGCCUGAUCAAAAGGGUGGACCAGGAGGAGAUGCUGAGAUACCUGGAGACCUGCUAUCUGGAGAUGCCAGGGAACGUGCUCGUGGGAGAGGGUCCCACUUACAGUGCCUUGGAGAAGAAAAAUUCCCCUCCCUGGGACAGUGCUGCCUGCCCUGACACAGAGGACAACAUUUUUGUGGCUCCAAAAGACAGUAUAAUUGUCUGUUCCUACAAGGAGAAUAGCCCUUACGACAGAUAUUGUUGUUAUAUAAACCCUACUGGAGUCAGCUCGGACCAUGAGACUAUAGUUUGAAUGAUGCACAUUUUCUAUAUCUCUAUGUACCGGUAUUUUUACAGACUCUACAUCUUUCAGCUCUUAAUAGGGGAAAGUAGCUGAUUGCACUGCAUGGAACACUCCUCAUACUAUUACAAAUUUAACCUGGUAUGUGACUGAUGCCCAAACCUUUU